AUUAAAAGAACACGUUUACAAAUCCAAAAUAAUGAAAAAUUUCGAGGGAGUGUAAUAAUGUUACCUUGAAAAGUAACCGGAUUCCAACAUCAAGAAAUUAUUAUAACCAAGAGCCAAACACUCAACACAACAUUCACAAGCCGUGUAUAAAUAACAAAAAAUGAAUAUACGAAUAUCAUUAAUUUUAUUAAUUUUUUCUAUACAAACAUUACUUGUUGAAUUGCGACCAUCGAAAUCAUUAGAUCAACCUGCCGGCGAUUUAGAAUGGGAGGCAUUAUUAUUAAUACAUGAUAGUAAUCGACCAAAAUUUGGUAAGAUUACACCCAAGUCAAUAUUUACGGUACGACCACAUAGUACUGUAAUGCCACCGUGUGCCGAAGGAUAUCAAUCAGAUGCAAUGGGUCGAUGUGUCACGAAGAUUGAUCAAAAUGCACAUUAUGAAUUUUUGGUGCAGAAAUUAAAUUCACAAAAUUCAUUCGAUCCGAGCGAUUAUGAAGAUUUGGAUGAGGAGGUUGAUACACCAACAACGGGACCUUUUCAAAUAAAUAUACCGAUUGAGAAGAGUAUGGAGAGUGAUGUUAGUAAUGAUGAUACUGGAAAUUUUACGGUUGUGGUUGCACCUGUAAAUGAUUUGUCAAUGAAUUUAACCAGUAUCAACAAUACACUAAAUAUCAUCUCGUUAACAAAAGAAUUGUUAAAAAAUUUAACAACAGAGGUCAAAGUAAAACCAUUAGAACGUAACGAAACAGUGUUAUCAUUACUCGACGAUUUUCUUCAAAAUGAUCAACCGGCACCAACCAUCGAAAGAGAAACUCAAACUGUUGAUGAAAACACUAAAGUUCCUUCUACAUCCAACGAAAAUAAAUCUGUUGAGAAUACAUCACAAAAUAAAAGCGAUAAUUUUAAUUUAAAUGAUCCUGAAACAAUUAUAAUUUUAUUCCACGCACUCCCAAAUUCAACAUCGUCAAAUAAUCGUACCACAGUUAAUCAAGAUGAACUAACUUCAACAACAGAAAGCGUUUCAACGACCACGGAAAUUAAUUCAACAACAACAACGGAUUUCGACGAUGCAAAAACAACUACAGAAGAUAUACCAACAUCAGAAGAUGAUUCCUAUGAAAGUGAUGUUUCUGUGAGUACAGAAUCAAUUUCAAGCACAUCAGAAACAUCAACAUUCGAGGAAUUUGAUUUAAUUCGAAAUACGUUUCCACAUAAUGGGGACUUUAAAAAUCAAUUUUUCCAUUUACGUUGGAACGACAGUAGUGAUAAUGCCAAAACAAAAAAUUUAACUAGUCCAGAAGAAACAACAGUUGUUGAUCAACAACCUGAAAAGGAAAUUGUUAAAAUCAAUUUUCCAAUACCAACACUUAGUAGUAGUUUAAUUCCACCUGCCAUUUUAGAGAAUCAACAAUUAGUUAAAACACCAGAAUAUAAUCAUCGAAGUCGUGAUCGAAACAUAUUCUGGUAUAAUCCAAUAUACUCAUCUCAAAGUCCAGAAACAACAAGUGAACGAAUUAAUAGUAAAUAUUAUUCAACGAAUUCACAUUUAAAUCCAUAUCGUCGAAUAUUUCGAAAAACAUUACAAGAUAACGAUCGAUUGUUUAACACACGUCGAUGGAGUAAUAGGUGAUUCAUUUUUUAAGUCGUAUUUUCCCAAUGGGAAAUAUUCGUUUGUAUAAUUUAAUUGAAUGGUUGUUUGAAAAUUGUCCGUUUGGUUUUAUAUUUUGUGUGAGUGAAAAUGUGAAAAA
Molecule: messenger RNA, 1748 nt
Organism: Chrysoperla carnea
Lineage: Eukaryota; Metazoa; Arthropoda; Insecta; Neuroptera; Chrysopidae
Exons: 2
Coding region: 161-1630 (489 amino acids)
Source: RefSeq, a predicted model, not a curated record